AUGAUAUAAAAAAAAAUUGUAAUCAAACUUGCUAUUAAACAUAAUCCACCAAGUCUAUUCGUUAUAUACAGAUACAAUUUAAGAGAUAAAAAACUUAGAAGGUCUGUCAAUUUGAUUAACUUAGAUAUCGAAUUGAGUUGAAUUCCUUGGUUUAUUUACCAAAUCCAGAUUCUAUUACUUAGCAAUUAUAUCAUGAACAUUAUGAUUAUUUAAAUGAUGAUAAUGUUGAAUAUGAAUAAGUAUUAAGAAUGGUUUAAAUGUUACAUGAACAUCAAUAAUAAAAAAGUGGAACAAGAAGAUCAGUCAUCAAAAAUCUUGAUUAAGUAGAAUCUUAUAUAGAGAGUGAUUAAGAUGAAUUAAAUAAAAGCAUUAUGAUGGAAUAAGAUGAUAAUUGGUAAACUCCUCCUAAUAGAAGAACAGGUAAUCUUAAAUCAAUUUUAUUAUAGAAACUAUCUAUCCAAAAGACAAUAGUAAAUUUAAACAAAUCCCUUCCAGUGAAAGUAUGAACUUGAGUAUCAGUGGAAUGUAGAGUUUUAUGCAAGGAUAAUAAAAAAAAAAUAAUAAUCUUAUCUAUUUACCAAUCAAUAACUUUGAUGAUUAAGUUUCCAAAAAUAGAAGAUUUGUAGAGGAUCAAAUUCAAUAAAACUAAUAAAGUUAUUUUAAGAAUAAAUUUAUCGAGUUGCCAUAGCCUUUACUAAACAGAAAUAAUUAAAGAAUCAAUAAUUAUUAUUGA
Messenger RNA from Paramecium sonneborni, 733 nucleotides. The record is from the annotation of a GenBank genome assembly. Lineage: Eukaryota; Ciliophora; Oligohymenophorea; Peniculida; Parameciidae.